Messenger RNA from Klebsormidium nitens, 3597 nucleotides. Lineage: Eukaryota; Viridiplantae; Streptophyta; Klebsormidiophyceae; Klebsormidiales; Klebsormidiaceae. The record is from the annotation of a GenBank genome assembly.
GAUGCUAGCUCGUCUUGAAUUGCUAGGGGCUACAGCGCUGCUGAGCGUCCGAGAGGGCAAGAAUGCUUCCAGGGUGCUGUCUGGCUGUGGGAGAUGGCAGUGGCAGCAUUAGUGAUUCAUAGCAGAGCUUGACGAGCGACCUGCUAUUCUAGUCAAAGGUCUGUCAAGAGCAGCCACAGCGCGGGCAGCAGAAGCCGCAGUGGUGAAUGAUCCUUGACCUGUGUGAACCUGUGAAGUGUCAGUCGGAAAGUGGGCAGCUGGUGUUACAAACCAAGCAAUGUUCAGAUCAGCAAGCCUGGGGCAGUUAUGGCUCUGUUGACUCGGCUGGGAUUCCGCCUGAAGAAGACCACUUUGGCGCAUCAGUUCCCCUAUCCCCAUGAGCACUCCCGGCAUGCGGCCUACGCAGUGCUGGCCGGUUCGCUGUUCUUCAUCAGCAGCGAUAACUUGCAGAACCUGCUCAACCGCUUUGAUUCCAACAUCAAAUGGUGGGCAAUCUAUGGCUUCCUCCUGGGCUUCUUCUACUUCUUUGCGUCGCCCUUCUUGGGGAAGGCGAUGGCCCCCAACUACUCCAACUUCAACCGGUGGUACAUUGCGUGGCUGCUCGUCGCAGCUGUCUACCACUUGCCCAGCUUCCAGUCCAUGGGGGUGGACAUCAAAAUGAGCCUCUCGCUCUUCCUCUCCAUAUUCCUUGCCUCCGCGGCGGUCCUCUUGGCUUUUCAUCUGUCAUUUUUGGGGCUGUGGUACGUUGGCCUGGCGGCGCGGCUCACCGGGGAGCGGCCCGAGAUUCUCACCAUCCUGCAGAACAGUACAGUAAUAAGCAUCGCGUGUUGCCUACUCUACACGCACUGCGGCAACGCGGUGCCCGUCCUCCCGCCGCCCCGCUCGCUGCGCCACAUCUUUGACCUCAAGGAGCAGGUCUGCCGAGUCUGGCUCGGGCCGGUCGGGUCGUCCCGCGACUACCCCACGUUUUCCAAGUGGGCGCUCUAUGGCGAGGCUGUCUUUGAAGACGCCAUUGUGGGGACGUCCGACUUCAUCUCCCCAGUAUACUCGCUAUGGGCGACUUUCAUUUCGCUGUACAUAGCCCACUACGUGGUCGAGCGCUCCACGGGGUGGGCCCUCGCGCACGCCAGCCCCAAACCCGAGGAGCAACCCAAGGUUAAGCCCAAACCCAAGAAGGUCAACCGGCCCGACUUCCUGCCCAUGGUCCCCUGGUAUAGCGGGACCUCUGCGGACCUGUUCAAGACGGCCUUCGACCUGAUCAUCUCCGUCACGCUUUUCCUCGGCCGCUUUGACAUGCGCACCAUGCAGGCCGCCAUGUCAUCAGCGCAAGCCAAGUCCCGCGGGAACGGCUUCACAUACAAGCACCUGGCGUCGUCCAAGGACCUCUGGUUCGACUUCAUGGCCGAUACUGGGGACGGCGGCAACUCCACUUAUACCAUCGCACGCUUGCUGGCGCAGCCCCAUUUGACGCUGCGCUUUGCGGACAAGUAUAUUGUGCUGCCGCGCUCCAAGCUGCUGCUCAUUGGAGGGGACCUCGCGUACCCCAACCCUUGCAAAGAGUCGUACGAGAAGCGCCUCUUCCUACCUUUUGAGUACGCGCUCCAGCCGCCGACGUGCUACCACAAGGACAGGAUUGCUGUACAAAAACCGGAGCUGCCGCCAGGGGUGCCCAGUCUCAAGAGCUACGACGGCCCACAGUGCUUUUGCAUUCCCGGGAACCACGACUGGCUGGACGGGUUGGACACAUUUAUGCGGUACAUCUGCCAUAAGAGCUGGCUCGGCGGCUGGCUUAUGCCGCAGGAGAAGAGCUACUUCUCGCUGAAGCUGCCGCAGGGCUGGUGGAUCUUUGGGCUGGACCAGGGUCUCGCGGAAGACAUCGACAUCUUCCAAUUCAAAUACUUCUCGACGAUCGCAGACGAGCAGGUGGGCCCCGAGGACAACGUCAUCAUCCUGACGCACGAGCCGUCCUGGGUGCUGGACAACUACUGGGGCCACGCCACCGGCAAGAACGUCACGUACCUCGUCAAGCAGCACCUCAAGGGCCGGUGCCGCAUGCGCAUGGCGGGCGAUUUGCACAACUACAUGCACCACACUGCCAGCACGUCUUCCCCCGCCACCCCCCUGUACGAACAUCUCGUGGUCAAUGGUGCGGGAGGCGCGUUUUUACACCCGACGCACGUGUUUGCCGGCUUCGACAAACUGCACGGCGCCAAGUACGAGUGCCGGGGAGUCUAUCCCCCUGUUAGCGUCUCGCGAAAGAUCAGUUUGAGCAACAUCGUCAAGUUCCGUAAGAAGAACUGGCGCUUCGACAUCGUGGGCGGCCUCGUCUACUUCGUCCUCGUCUUCUCGCUCUUCCCGCAGUGCAAGAUCGACACCGUCACACAGCAGGUAACGUUUCGCGGGCACGUGCUGCAGUUCUUGCGCGCCAUGUCGGAGGCGUGCCUGGACCUGCUGCAGCACAGCUACGUCUCAAUGACCGGCCUCACCAUCAUGCUCUUCCUCAGCGUUCUGUUCGUCCCGGGACGGGCGUCUCGGCGUACACGUAUGAUUAUCGGCUGCCUGCAUCUGGGCGCCCACCUAUUCGCUGCUCUGGUGUUGAUGCUCCUUUUGGAGCUGGGUGUCGACGUGUGCGUGCGGCAUAAGCUGCUGGGCACCUCAGGGUACCAUACGCUAUACGACUGGUACCAGCAGGUGGGGAACGAGCACUUCCCGGACCCCACCGGGCUGCGGCGGCGCAUGGAGGAGUGGACCUACGGCUUCUACCCCGCCUGCGUCAAGUACCUCAUGGCCGCCUUCGACGUCCCGGAGGUUAUGGCGGUGACGCGGGGCCAGAUCUGCGAGCACGGCAUGGACGCGCUUCCCCGCUACUUCACGCUCAUCUACUACGCCUCCGUCUUUCUGUACUACUGGGUGUUCUCCACUCCGAUCGUAUCUCUUGUCUUCGGCUGCUACCUUUACAUCUCCAUCAACUGGUUUAGCCUCCACUUUGACGAGGCCUUCUCCUCGCUGCGCAUCGCGAACUACAAGUCCUUCUGCCGCUGUCACAUACGGCCGGACGGCAGCUUAGAGGUGUUCUCCAUCGCCGUUGACAAAGUUCCUCGGGAGUGGGCUCUUGACCCGCUAUGGGAAGCAGAAAAUGCCACGAAACCAGUGUCCCAUUUGCGGGACCACCCAAGCCUGUGGGUUCCGGUGUCCCCGUUCCGGGACAAGCAGUGCAAUGCGCGCAUCGUCGACCAUUUCGUCGUCGAAAAGCUGCCGCCUAAGCACGUGCUGUCGCCAAAACCGGCGCCAAAAAGCAGCACGAGCAGCGAAAGCCCGGGGAUGCCGCCGCUCUUCCCCGGGGGCAGGUUAGACCACCUCAUGGGCGAAGAAAACGAUACGCCCGCUAAUGGCCUAAAUGAGGGCCAUAACCAUUCUUAUAGUAUUUAACGUUGGGCAGACACUGCCGCCGCACGAGCACAAUGGACACAUUGGUCCGGAAGUCAUAUUCGGUCAAGGUAAGGGAAGGUUGCCUUUAUGGCGUCCCACCGUCAUAAGAAGUUGCGCAGCAGGAAACAAUCGAUUUCAAUCACAAGUCGCGCAUGCACUUGCAUCAAA